GCUUCUUCUUACUUGACAACUUGUUACCGCUGGACGAAUAAGACCGUGAAGGUGUGAAGACGUUGGCAGAUGCACGCGUUUCUUCCAAGCAUAUUGCAAACUUCAUGAAUGAGCGGAUUGGAGGCAAGAUUACUCCUCAACAGACUCCCAACCUGAUUCCGCAACAUCAUGGGGAGAGAUUCCGCUGAAGAUCGCUUAAAGGACAUGCUUCAUGCACUUCGUCAACUGGAUGAAAGCGAUGUUCUUGUAAUGCAAGAUCAAAUGGGCCUGACGACCGGGGUUGUGAUGCAGUCAAAGUUGCAGAAGAUGAUGUUUGAGCGAUGGGUCGAGACACUGGCGAUGGACUUUACGCAUGGCACUAACAAUCUAGGCUAUCACUUGGGGAGUUUGGUUGUCACUACUCCUACUGGCAGAGGGUUUUCCGGUCUUUGAUUGCAUUAGCCUGGACGAGCAGGCAGUGACAAUUUCAAGCAUUUUGCAGUACUUCAAGGAGAAGAACCCAGGUUGGAAGCAGAUUUAGUCAGUGGUGAUUGAUAAGGAUUUUGUCGAGUGGGUCAUGCUGAAAGAGGUUUAUCCAAGGACCAAAGUAUUGUUGGGUCAGUUCCAUGAGAUCAGCUACUAGAAAAAAAGUGAUGAAGCGCCCUGUAUAUCGCCUAAAGGUAUCUCAAUGCGAGGAAUUGCUUCGACUGAUGACAAGGAUGCUUUACAGUACCUCUCGCCUCAGAUACAAUUUUUUGCUUCAAGGAGCUACGACAAUACUGUAAGGACGAGAAACGUGAAAGCUUAUUUGCAUACUUCAAAAAAAAAAUUGGAUUCCUGUCGAGAUAUGUGGGCUAAAUUCACCAAAAGGAAAGUUUUCACCGCUGGCAAUACCACCACGAA
Phytophthora nicotianae INRA-310 is the source of this 882-nucleotide messenger RNA. RefSeq lists its product as hypothetical. The coding region runs from base 169 to 432 and encodes 87 amino acids. NCBI's taxonomy places the organism in Eukaryota, Oomycota, Peronosporomycetes, Peronosporales, Peronosporaceae. The record is from RefSeq and is a predicted model, not a curated record. The transcript has 4 exons.